Molecule: messenger RNA, 1639 nt
Organism: Leptomonas pyrrhocoris
Lineage: Eukaryota; Euglenozoa; Kinetoplastea; Trypanosomatida; Trypanosomatidae
Exons: 1
Coding region: 221-1639 (472 amino acids)
Source: RefSeq, a predicted model, not a curated record
AGCGCCGCCACGAGAGACGCAACGGCUGAUCGUCAGCUUUGAUGGUAUGUUGCACCUCUGCUUUCGUAUUGGUGCUGUAUAGCUUUGAUAUGCCUGCGUGUUUCCACAAUUUAAGAAAGGAAAGCGUUGUCACCUUCUUUAAUGCACGAACACACACACCUACAUACACACACACACACACACACACACACAAAACCGCCUCUUCAGGUCCGUCUUCGUCAUGAUACCGAAGGGCUGUGUUGUUGAGGGUUACCGCGACCUCUUCACACCGGCCGCCGUGCGGGCCUACCGCCACUACGGCUUCGUGCUCGUGGAAAAUUUUUUGCCACUCGACUCGCUGCGGCAGCUCUCCUCGCUGUGCAACGACGUCGCACGUCGCAGAGGCGAAGCCGUGUUUCCUGGGAUAGACCCCGAGCACCAGCGCGGCGCGAGCUUCGGCUUUCGUGCGACCGCGCAGCCGACGCCACAGCCAGGGGCCGCUGAAACCGCCGCCUCGCAGUCGCCAAGUGCGCGUGUGACGACCGAGCUCGGCUUCGGCAGCGGCCCAAUACCCGCGGACUUGGAGCAGAAGGCGGCGAAGGCAGACCGCCAGCGCACCUUUGACUCCCGCACCGUGAAGGUGCACGUAAAGCUGAAGAACCAGCGGGCGGUGGACCGCGCUUUCAGUCGUCUCACGAGGAUGCGAAACCUCUACAACACGUACAGGGAUAUCCACCAGCACGUAGGGCGGGAGGAGGAGCUCUCCGGUGAGUUGUCGGAGGAGCGCAUCAGCGAGGUGCGCGACAAGGUCACCUACGACGACCUCAGAAAAAGCUUUCGCACCUAUCGCGACAGCGGGAAGCUAGAGGCGGAGCUUCGCCGCGACCAUCACGUGAACGAGGUGAUGCGGUUUAUGCAGAACUGGCCGCGCACGUGGUGUUUGCUGUCGCAGUCGUCACCGGAGCUGAAGGCGUUGGCCCUCUCGAUGGAGGGGGCGGUAGGCAAGCGCGUUGGUGAGGCGGCCGGGCAGCUGUCUGGCGAGGUUCUCCUGCGAGUGUACAUCGACAGCGCGGUGCAGGACUCGCCGCUGACGAACGCCAUGCCGCUGGGCUUCGCCGGGCUUGGAACGAACUUUGCGCAUCCGCAGGCGCUCUCUGUGCAGCUGGGGCUGGCCGCUCCUGCGAGUGCGACGACGACGGGGGCGGCGACGGCCACCCAGGCGGUCAUGCCCGGCUCGCACCACGUAAUUCGCCGCAUCGCGCACGACGGGCGGGAGCUGGGCCGAUUUCUCUCGGGCGGCAUUUUCGAUCACGGCUCCGUCGUGCGCCACCUGCCUGAGCUGGCGCAUCUGCCCGUGGCGGAGGUGCCUCCGCUGGCCCCCGGCGCGGCGCUCUUCCUCAACAAUUAUGUGGUGACGGGGAUGCAGCCGACGUUGGAGGGCGCGGCGCAGCAAGCCGCGAGAACAGUGGCGAUGACCCCGUUUGCGCAGGUGACGAACUACACCCUGGCGCUGAUGCCGGACCGCUGCGUCUUCGAUGGGCAGCGCAACUCCUGGGUCUCGCGCGACACACACGGCCCGCUCUACACCUGCAAAGCCGGCGACUUGCUGACGGACAAUGCGAAGUUCCCCGUCAUUCACAGAGCACUCGACAUCGAGUAA